Molecule: messenger RNA, 634 nt
Organism: Ixodes scapularis (black-legged tick)
Lineage: Eukaryota; Metazoa; Arthropoda; Arachnida; Ixodida; Ixodidae
Exons: 3
Coding region: 61-360 (99 amino acids)
Source: RefSeq, a predicted model, not a curated record
UCACUCGGCUACCCUCGAUCCAGGAAGCUAAUCGACCGCAACAUCAUCACGCACUCAAAAAUGGCGCAAGGCAAGUUGAAAAAGAAGUCGGCUGGCCCGAAAAAGGCGAAGAAGAAUGCGGGCGCGCGUUCUUCGCUCAAAGGAGUCUCCAAAGCUCGGUCCGUCCCCAAGAAAGCGAAGGCAGUUACCGCCAAACAACAGGUGAAAGUGGCUCUGGAGAAGAACAUCCGGAAGAACAUCGAGACUGAGCUCCGGGCACGGGCGACCGACGAGGGCAAGCCAAUGGCGACCUCGGCGGGCACGAGCAGCGGCGCCGCCGCCAAGAAGCGCGGCAAGAAGGGCGCAAAGUCCAAAAAGUGAAUGGCUUCGCCACUUGCGGGGCACAGCCCUCGUCUGUUUCUUUCCCCAUCUCGGCAUUGCACCUUCUUCGUUGUAACUCUGAUCGCACUCGCAGUACUCAUCGAGUCUGCCACCAGCCCUUUACUUCUUAACGAAACUCAGUUGGCAAAAUAAGAAAUACAUAUGCCACCGAGAAAGUCAGUCACAUUGCAUUAUACCAUCGAACGAAUCACCGGGCUCAAAGUGCCCACAUGAAACUUGUACCUGGCGAAAUAAAUUGAGCACUUGCUGUUUA